AUGACUCGUGAGCGCACACCUGACUAUGUUUGGGCCUUGGAGUGCAUGAAGUCUCUGCUUGCUGACCCUGCCCGAUUACCUGGAGUGAUUGUGACUGAUAGGGAAUUGGCUUUACUCAGUGCGGUUCGGAAUAUUUUUCCUGGGGCUAUCCAUUUAUUAUGCCUAUUCCACAUAAACAAUAAUGUUGAGGCAAAGUGCAAAUUGCUUGUUUCAUUUUUGUAUGCAUUUGAUAGACUUGUUUCAUUUGAUAGGCUUGUUUCAUUUUUGUAUGCAUUUGAUAGACUUGUUUCAUUUGAUAGGCUUGAUAGACUAGCUUCAUACUUGUGCGAUUCAUGGGAAGCAGUGGAUAGGUUGACCAUUGUACGCCACAAUGCAAUACAAGCAUCGUUUGAGCGCAGUAUUAACAUUGUAGAACACCGCUUCAAGUCUCCAAUGUAUAAGAAUAUGAGAGGAUUCGUUGCUAAACAUGCCCUUCAGCUAAUGUACGAUGAACAAAACAGAUUUUGGGGUCAUGGUGAGAAACGCGGUUGCUUGAUGAAAGUCACUCAUGGACUACCUUGCGCUUGUGCACUUCAGAGUUUAUCUUCAAUUCCGUAUGCAACAGUGGAUCCAUUCUGGAAGAUACUUUCUUGGGAACAAGUACCUGUUGUGGAGAGUCAAACCUCAAACAGUGGAUGCAUGCCGCCAGAGAUUGAGGCCUUGAUUACUCAUUUCAAUACCUUGGAUGAUGCAGGCCAAAGUAUGCUGAGAAGGAAGCUUAAAGAGCUUUAUUGUCCUCAAAUCAGUUCAUUGUGUCCUCCUGAAGUGAAGAAGAUAAAGCACAAUCAAUCGUCCAAGGAGAGGAAAACCAAACCUCCUAGAGGUCAAUCAAUAGGAUCCACCCAGCGUGACCUUUCACAUUGGGAACAUGUUGACAAUCAAACCAAAGAACAAGAAGCGAAAGCUAGCAAGAGGAAACCUAGGCUCACCAAAACUCCUAUAACAACUAUUCAGUCCUCAACUCCAAAAUCACAAGCUCCUAAGUCAAAGAACAAGAAGGCUAUGAAGACCACCGGGGCCACCACCAAAAUCUACUUACCGGAGUUGCCAUCUUUUUUAUGGCAAUAUAUACAUGAAGUGAUAGAUGUUGUCGGGGAUGGUAAUUGUGGAUACAGAGCCGUCGCUACAUUGCUGGGCCUUGAGAACGGUCAGGACGGUUUGCCUUGGGUUAGGGAAGAGCUGAUUGCAGAACUCACAUUCUAUGAGAAACAUUAUACAUGCAUGUGGGGUUAUGAUGUGGUACAGGCCAUGCACCUUCGUCUCACUCUCCCUCCUGAGGGUAGAGCCACUGAAGACAAAUGGAUGCAUCUACCGGAGAUGGGGUACCUUAUUGCUAAUCGGUUUCGGGUGGUUUUCAUCUCCAUCUCGUUAAAAUCUAGUUACACAUACCUUCCGAUGAGAGGAAGCGCUCCACCGUUAGAACAUCCUGUCGUGGCUGUUGGUCAUAUGACCAAUCACUUUGUACAGCUGAAGUUGGUGUCUGGACAUCCUAUGCCGCCAAUUGCUCUCCAAUGGGAAUUCAACGUUGUAGAACCCGAGUCCGAAUGGUGUAGACCAUAUGAAGAGCGUUUGGAAAGAUUUAUGGCUGAACACACUGUUUGGAUUGGUCGUCAUGUUCCUAGCAAGAAUGAUUACAUAGACAUAACAAAAGAUUGA
This is a messenger RNA of Lotus japonicus, 1695 nucleotides long. RefSeq lists its product as uncharacterized. NCBI's taxonomy places the organism in Eukaryota, Viridiplantae, Streptophyta, Magnoliopsida, Fabales, Fabaceae. The record is from RefSeq and is a predicted model, not a curated record. Bases 1 to 1695 code for a protein of 564 amino acids. The transcript is spliced from 4 exons.